AAAGCCGGGUCAGCCUCACGCAGGGCGAGGAAAGCAAGUCUAAAAGCCGAAGGGGAGCAGCAGUUGCCGACUCUGGUCGAAAUGGGUGCAGGAGCCAGCGCUGAGGAGAAACAUUCCAGGGAGCUGGAAAAGAAGCUGAAAGAAGAUGCUGAUUUAGAUGCGAGGACGGUGAAGCUUCUACUGCUGGGUGCUGGGGAAUCUGGCAAGAGCACCAUUGUCAAGCAGAUGAAAAUUAUUCACCAGGAUGGUUAUUCCCGGGAGGAGUGUCUGGAGUUCAUCACCAUUAUCUACAGCAACAUCCUGCAGUCCAUGAUGGCCAUCGUCAAGGCAAUGACCACCAUGAGCAUCGGCUACGGAGACAGUGGCAGACAGGACGACUCACGCAAGCUGAUACAUCUCGCGGAUACCCUUGAUGAGGGCUCCAUGCCGAAGGAACUGUACGAGAUUAUCAGCCGCCUGUGGAAGGACUCCGGGAUCCAGGCCUGCUUUGAACGCGCCUCAGAGUACCAGCUGAACGACUCCGCUGGAUAUUACCUCAAUGACCUGGACCGCGUUGUCCAGCAAGGCUACCUCCCCACCGAGCAGGACGUGCUGCGCUCACGAGUGAAGACUACCGGCAUCAUUGAGACCCAGUUCGGAUUGAAAGAUCUCAACUUCAGGAUGUUUGAUGUUGGGGGACAACGUUCCGAGCGUAAGAAAUGGAUCCACUGCUUCGAAGGCGUCACGUGCAUCAUCUUCAUCGCUGCGCUCAGCGCCUACGACAUGGUCCUGGUGGAGGACGAUGAAGUGAACCGCAUGCAUGAGAGCUUACAUCUCUUCAACAGCAUCUGUAACCAUCGCUACUUCAUCGCAACCUCCAUCGUCCUCUUCCUCAACAAGAAGGAUGUGUUCCAGGAAAAGAUCCGGAAGACCCAUCUGAGCAUCUGCUUCCCGGACUAUGACGGCAACAACUCAUUGGAAGAUGCUGGAGCCUACAUUAAACUCCAGUUCCUGGAAUUAAACAUGAGGAAAGAUGUGAAGGAGAUAUACUCUCACAUGACCUGUGCUACAGACACAGAGAAUGUCAAGUUUGUGUUUGAUGCGGUGACAGACAUCAUCAUUAAGGAGAACCUGAAAGAUUGUGGUCUGUUCUAAACAGAUUCCAGCACCAAGGACUUCUAUGUAACUGCAAGGAAACAACCCAUCAAGUUCACAGCAAUUGAAUCUAGGGGUUCCUGAACCUGGUUUGCAGAAAACACUUUCAGUCAAUACCUUGUCACCGGCACCAGUUACCACGUGACUGCCCAUCCUAAGGACUGUUUGAAAUUCGCACCACAGUAGCACUUAGUUCUCCUCCUGAACCCCAGCAGUUCUUUUAAUCAGAUUUUACUUCCUAAAAUACCAGUGGAAAAAAACCUAUGAAUCCAUCUUAUUUAUAACCAUGCUUUGGUGACCUGUCUUGGUCUUCUGUGAACUCAACAAUUGUUUGGAUUGGCUAUCAAAUGUAGCAAUUUUCCUGCUAAUUAAUAUUGACGAACUAGCCAACUGUAAUAAAAUGUGCAGGUUAGUUCAUGUUUGCUAGGCUAUUAAUCCCACCUAUGCAACAAUAUUUGGCACGGCUCAAUCCAUACCGUGAGACCUGUAGAGGACGCAUAUAGUGGAGAAUGUCCAUUGAAGAUUGCAGUGAAGUGUAGCAGUGGUGGGGCGGGGGGGGGGCUUCUAGGAAAUAUACUGUAUAGUUUAAACUUAAUUACAGUGAAUUAAGUCACCUGUAGAGGGAGACCGCACAGGAAAGGCACAGUUUAGCUGUUGUAGUGAAUCGUAAUGGUCUGUAGAGGGUGUCAGAGAGCAGGAGCAAGUCAGUUCCUGCUGUAGAACUAGAACACUUCUAGAGAGUCCACU
Amblyraja radiata (thorny skate) is the source of this 1881-nucleotide messenger RNA. RefSeq names its product guanine nucleotide binding protein (G protein), alpha transducing activity polypeptide 1 (gene gnat1). The transcript has 9 exons. Gene Ontology annotation, biological process: adenylate cyclase-modulating G protein-coupled receptor signaling pathway; phototransduction, visible light; detection of light stimulus involved in visual perception. Gene Ontology annotation, cellular component: heterotrimeric G-protein complex; cytoplasm. Gene Ontology annotation, molecular function: G protein-coupled receptor binding; G-protein beta/gamma-subunit complex binding; GTPase activity. Bases 82 to 1134 code for a protein of 350 amino acids. The record is from RefSeq and is a predicted model, not a curated record. Lineage: Eukaryota; Metazoa; Chordata; Chondrichthyes; Rajiformes; Rajidae.